GUCUGACAUAUAUUUGGUCUGAACAUGGAACGCCUGAAGUUGGUCUCACAGCACGUGACUAGCCCAGAGAGUGCCCCAGUGCUUUGGCGGCCAAAAGAGAGCUACGCUCGCACUACAAAAAUGCGUAAGUUUCGCCAGCUAGUCCAGCAAAAGUUCGACAGUGACGUGGAUGGUUACGAAGCAUUGCACAAGUGGUCUGUGGAAAACCUAGGUUUAUUCUGGUCUGUGUGUUGGGAUUUUGUUGGGAUGAUCGGAGAGAAGAAUUCAGCUGCUCUGGAAAAUGAGAAGGACAUGGUCGGCUCCUGUUUUUUCCCACGGAGCUACGUGAAUCUGGCGGAAAACUGCCUCCGGCCGAGCAAGAACACUGUUGCCUGCAUUUUCAAUGGCGAAGGGCAUGCCUCCAGAACGAUCACCCGGCAUGAGCUACGAGGGAUGGUCUCUAUUCUUCAGCAAGCUUUCGUCGCAAAGGGCAUCCAGAAAGGCGAUAGAGUGUGUGGGGUGACCGCGAAUACGCCCGAGACCAUUGCAGUCAUGCUGGCUCUGGCAUCGCUUGGAGCAAUAUGGAGCAGCGUGUCACCAGACUUCGGAGCAUCGGGCGUGGUCGAACGAUUCGAACAGGUAUCCCCAAAGAUGAUAUUCUUGGCCGAUGGGUACUAUGUCAAAGGCAAAUGGAUGGGAGAAGAAGUGGCUACGACAGCUCGAGAGAUCGUUCAUCUACUCGGGUUCGAUAAUGACCUGGAUAAGGUUGUGGUACUUCCAUUCAAGCGAUCUGGUGCAAAGAGGACUCGAUUGCCGUACCAGACUCUGCGAGCCUUUUUGGGAGGGUUCAAGCCGAGGCGAGUCGAGUAUGCGAAGACGGCCUUCAAUGACCCGGUCUUUAUAAUGUUCUCCAGUGGAACCACGGGGAAGCCUAAAUGCAUUGUUCACAAGCAUGGUUGCCUCCUACAAUUGAUGAAAGAGCAUCAACUGCACUGCGAUAUCCGUCCUGGAGAUAAGGCCUUUUACUAUACCACGACAGCAUGGAUGAUGUGGCAGUGGCUUACCACGAUGCUGGCUUCUGAGGCGACGAUUCUACUGUAUGAUGGUAAUCCUUUCUAUCCUAACCCAGCUGUUCUGCCAAAACUUUGUAAGACGCAUGGCGUCAAGUUCUUCGGAGUUUCGGCUAAAUACAUCGAUGCGUUGCGCAAAUCACUGGAGCGAGAUCCGAAGCUAUUGUCGCAACUGAACAUGGAUCAAGUUAGGAUGAUCUCCAGCACGGGUUCCCCGUUGGUACCGGAGAACUACGAUUUCUUGUACAGACAUUGGCCGCAUAUAUGCGUGUCUUCUAUCAGUGGUGGCACUGACAUUAUCAGUACCUUCAUGCUAGGCAAUCCGGAUGGAGUCGUCAGGCGAGGGCAAAUCCAAUGUCGUGGAUUGGGCAUGGCCGUGGAGGUGUGGGACGACUCCGGGCGUCCAGCUCGGCCAGGCGCUACAGGCGAGCUCGUGUGUACCAAGCCUUUCCCAUCCCAACCUUGGGGAUUCUGGGGGGAUGACGCAAACAAGACUAAGUACCGUGGGGCGUACUUCAACAGUGAGUUCGGCCCGAAUGUGUGGUACCACGGCGACUUCUGUGCUCUCUAUGCUGAGGGGGGUUUAGCAGUUUUCGGGCGUAGUGAUGCAACACUCAACCCGGGAGGGGUCCGCAUCGGCACAGCUGAUAUAUACAAGGUCGUAGAGCAUAUGCCCGAGAUUACGGAAGCGCUUUGCUGCGGUGUGUCUCGUAGUGGAGACGUGAUCAUUGCUCUCUUCGUGGUACUUCAUGCUGGAGUCACUCUCGACAACGACCUGAGGGCGAAAAUCAGGCGCGAAAUCCAGAACAGCUGUACUCGUCACCAUGUACCGGGAAUAAUAGAACAAGUAACUGACAUACCUCGAACCAAGAACGGCAAGAUUGUUGAGUUGGCCGUUCGUGAAGUUCUCCAUCACCGCAAAGUGAAAAACGUCAGUGCUCUGGCCAACCCUCAAGUUCUGAAGGAGUUCGAGAAGUUCGCGAUAUGAACCGGACUCCGGUUACCGGAGCACACUUUUUCUCAUGGCCUCUCUACGGUCGUACGCUUCGUUUUUGGG
Perkinsus marinus ATCC 50983 is the source of this 2106-nucleotide messenger RNA. RefSeq names its product acetyl-coenzyme A synthetase, putative. Gene Ontology annotation, cellular component: cytosol. Bases 25 to 2037 code for a protein of 670 amino acids. Gene Ontology annotation, biological process: lipid metabolic process. The transcript is spliced from 20 exons. Gene Ontology annotation, molecular function: acetoacetate-CoA ligase activity. NCBI's taxonomy places the organism in Eukaryota, Perkinsozoa, Perkinsida, Perkinsidae. The record is from RefSeq and is a predicted model, not a curated record.